Messenger RNA from Saprolegnia diclina VS20, 650 nucleotides. RefSeq lists its product as hypothetical. Lineage: Eukaryota; Oomycota; Saprolegniomycetes; Saprolegniales; Saprolegniaceae. Gene Ontology annotation, biological process: RNA processing. The coding region runs from base 9 to 578 and encodes 189 amino acids. Gene Ontology annotation, molecular function: RNA methyltransferase activity; RNA binding. The transcript has a single exon. The record is from RefSeq and is a predicted model, not a curated record.
UACUUUACAUGGCGGCAGCACCGUGGAAUCGAUUGGCGCCUCAUCCGAGCACCGGGACGAUGAGCGCGAUCGAUCCGCCGCCGCGCGGCCAGAUCUGGAUCGUCAACAACAUCCAGAAGCGCAAGAACAUCCGCGACUUGCUUCUGAGUGCGGCGGCCUUUGGUGUCGUCGAGGUCUUUGUCGUCGGCCACAAGCUCCUCAGCUUCGAGUCGGCGCUCCAAUUCGACGAUACGAUGCCAGGGUUCGAGCUGCCCUUUCCGAUCACACGCUGCGCGACGCUCGUCGAGUGCCGGAACCUCCUCAAGACGCGGAAUCCGCUGACGCAAAUCGUUGGCAUCGAGAUCCUCCACAACGCCAAGAGCGUCAACGACAAGGAUGUGUUUACCGCAGCGCCGAUGGCCUUUAUGGUCGGCAACGAAGGCAGCGGCCUCUCGGACGCUCAAGUGGCUAUCUGCGACGGGUUUGUGUACAUUCCGCAAUACGGUGGUGGCACCGCGUCGCUCAACGUCACGGUCGCCGCGUCCAUCAUCAUGCACAAGUACGCCGCCUGGGCACGUUCGUCGGUCCAUUGCAGCUAAAGCUACCAACAUACCAAAAUGUGAUUCGAUGCACAUGAGAUACUAUCUGGCAACUUCACAUUUGGUCUCGAA